AUGAAAGUAAAAAGUGAUAUGAUAUCAGACAAUACUUCAACAUCAACUACAACCACAACAACAAUAGCAAUAACAACAACUUCACAAAUUACAAUUGAAUCAAGUCAAUCAGAAUUAAAAAAGUUAACAAAAGAUAAACUUUUAAAGAUAUGCAAAAAGAAUAAAAUAGAAGCUUCAAAAUCAUUUAGAAAAGAUGAAUUGAUUCAAUCGAUACUUGACUUUCAUUGUCAAAACGAUGCUUUGAACACAACACCUAAAAGUAAUCAUAGUAUGAAUGAAUUUCAUCGUGGUUUUGUCGAGUAUUCUCUUCCUACUACAACGAUCAUAGAGAUAUUAAGAAUAUGUUGGAAAUUACGUUUACAAAGUACCGAUAUUAUGACUCGAUAUAGAGAAGCAUUACAAUUAACUUGUAUCAACAAACAGUUUCAUGCGAUCGUUGGUAGUUGGCUCACACGUAUCAAGAAUAUCGAUAAACAAUCAUUGGAGAGAGCUAUUACCAAUCCAAUGAAUCCAAUAACCAAUAUUGAUUCUAUUGUUUUCUUUGAUUGCGAACUCAUUCCAUUCACAAACAAACGAAUAUCACCACUACAAUCAAGAAUUUGUGAAUCCAUUCAGAAACUUGUAUCCUCUAAUCCGCAGAUGAAUAAAACACCCUUCAAUAAAACAUUCCAAAUCACAUUGAAAUUAUUCAAGAAUCUAAGAUCGAUCGAUCUCCAAUAUCAUCAUCUGAGUGGAGAUGACUUGCUUCAACUGGCAACCGUACCGACAUUGAUCAAUAUCAAAGCCAGCAAUAUUCCACUUUCUAGAGAGAAUCAAAUAUCUUUCUAUCGUGUAAUAGAUCAUCCAUUCAGAAAGAUCAUCUUUGAUAGUAUUCAUCCAUUUGAUCUCUACAGUUCGAUGCGUCCAGAAUUUCAUUGUUCUCUCAAAACAAUAGGUCGAGUCGCCAAUGAAUUUGACCAAGUUUGGUUUUCGCGCAACACUCCAAUCACCACUAGCAUUGCCAGUCUUCGAAAGAUACAAACUGAUUUUUUCUUUCGUCAACCGGAACUUCUCAUUAAGAUAUUCGAUGUGGAACACUUGGCAAUCACGCAUCUCACGUUAUCUUUGGUAAGCAGCUGGAUUCCUAUUAUCUUAAAGCUGCGAUGUCUUGAAACUCUAGAAGAUAUAAACAAACACAAAGCAUUCUGUCAAACCGCAACACCAGACGAAGAACAACCUCAAGUCUCAAAAAGAGGAUUCCAUAUCAGUGGUUAUAAGACAAUCAUUUGCUUACCAACACUAGAAAAGUUAAUUUUUUAUUUCAAUUCAAACAGCGAACAAUACAUGAUCUAUGAAAUCAAUCGAACAUUCACACCAUUCACAUUUUCACAUAAAACAUUAGUUGCCAACACAAAAACUGAUCCAAACUAUGAAAACCAUAGAUUUCAUUUUAAAAAGAAUAUAAAAAUAACAAUUAAUAACAAUUCUUAA
This is a messenger RNA of Heterostelium album PN500, 1470 nucleotides long. RefSeq lists its product as uncharacterized. Gene Ontology annotation, biological process: DNA-templated transcription termination. NCBI's taxonomy places the organism in Eukaryota, Evosea, Eumycetozoa, Acytosteliales, Acytosteliaceae. Bases 1 to 1470 code for a protein of 489 amino acids. The record is from RefSeq and is a predicted model, not a curated record. The transcript has a single exon.